This is a messenger RNA of Morus notabilis, 903 nucleotides long. RefSeq names its product eugenol synthase 1. Gene Ontology annotation, molecular function: oxidoreductase activity. NCBI's taxonomy places the organism in Eukaryota, Viridiplantae, Streptophyta, Magnoliopsida, Rosales, Moraceae. The record is from RefSeq and is a predicted model, not a curated record. The transcript is spliced from 6 exons. Bases 1 to 903 code for a protein of 300 amino acids.
AUGGAUGGUGAUUUUGAGGGAAGGGUUGAGGAGCAAGAGAAGCUCGUGAGCGUUCUCCGGCAAAUAGAUGUUGUGAUUUGCACGUUUGCUUACCCUCAGGUUCUUGAACAACUCAAGAUCAUUGAUGCCAUCAAACUUGCUGGAAACAUAAAAAGAUUCUUUCCAUCGGAUUUCGGGGUUGAAGAAGACAAAGUGAAUCCUCUGAAGCCUUUCCAAGUAUUCCUCGACAAAAAACGGAAAGUGAGAAGAGCUACAGAAGCAGCUGGGAUCCCUUAUACUUUUGUUUCUGCAAAUUGCUUCGGUUCUUAUUUUGUGAAUUACUUGCUUCAUCCGCAUGACAAUCCAAACGACGUCGUUGUAUACGGAACUGGUCAUGCCAAAGCGGUUUUGAAUUAUGAAGAAGAUAUUGCUGUAUACACAAUCAAAGCAGCAAAUGACCCAAGAACAUGCAACCAUAUUAUCGUCUAUAGGCCGCCAGAAAACAUAAUUUCACAACUUGAACUGAUUUCUCUGUGGGAGAAGAAGACUGGUCGAAGUUUCAAUAGAGUUUACGUCCCUGAAGAAGAGCUGAUCAAACUCUCAGAAAUCCUACCAGAUCCGGAUAACAUACCGGUAUCAAUUCUUCAUAGCGUGUUCGUGAAGGGUGAGUUAAUGAGCUUUGAAAUAGGGGAUCAAGAUGCUAUUCUUGAAGCUUCGCAGCUAUAUCCAGAUGAUAAAUACACUUCCAUCGACGAACGUCUUGACAUUUUCGUAGUUGAUCCUCCUAAGCCUGCGAGCGCUGCAUUCUGGCUCCCAACUGCUCCGCUUUCGAGGGCACCGGAGUUUUAUCUGCGAAAGGCAUUCGACGCUCAAAUCAAGCAAACAAUAGCGAGAGGAAAAAUUGGCAGAAUUUCACUGAGGUGA